This is a messenger RNA of Acanthaster planci (crown-of-thorns starfish), 2363 nucleotides long. It is a transcript of the gene tbl2, whose product is annotated as transducin beta like 2. Gene Ontology annotation, molecular function: protein binding. The record is from RefSeq and is a predicted model, not a curated record. NCBI's taxonomy places the organism in Eukaryota, Metazoa, Echinodermata, Asteroidea, Valvatida, Acanthasteridae. Gene Ontology annotation, biological process: endoplasmic reticulum unfolded protein response. Gene Ontology annotation, cellular component: endoplasmic reticulum.
UGUACCGCGUAUACCGUACCGCACCAUACUACCAGAGACAGGGCUGUAGACUUUAUUAUUCUUGCAGAAUUUGCUUAAAAAUUCGGACAGAUCCUCAAAAUGAUUGACAGUGUUAAUCAGAACCGUGCCCAGGAUAAGCUUCAGGCAGGAGAAGGAAGUGAUCAGUUUUUCUCUGCUCUUGUUGUGACUUUAGCUCUGGGAGCUGUUAUCGGUUUGCUGAUGCUAGUGUGCGGAUUUGGGACUGGUGGACGCGGAGCAGUGGACGAUACGGAAAAUGCUGAGAAAACAGACAACAAACCCAAGAAAUCCAAGACCACCCAGCAGGGCAAACGUCAACUGAAACAGCCUGGAAAACGAGCGACUCAGAGCUCGUUUAGCCACGCCCAUCUGGCAUCAACACUCAAGGAACAUAGCAACAAUGUAUUAGACAUUGACUUUAGUAUCAAUGGCAAAUAUCUAGCAUCUUGUGCUGAAGAUCGAACAGUUCGUGUGUGGAGUGUGAAGGAAUUUAAGGAAAAAGAGCAUAAAUGUGUACGAGGGAAUGUGGAGUAUGAUCAUGCAACUCAAAUCAAGUUCAGUCCAGACUGCAGGGCCUUCAUCACCAGUUUGUCUACUGGAAACAAUAUCCGGGUCUUCAAGUUGGCAAAGAAGGAAGAUGGUGUAUCUAGUACCAUUACUGCCUCCUUGGAUUUCCCCAAGAAACACAUUACAGAUAUCAUCAAUAUUGGACUUGGUUCUCAUGCCCAUGGCAGCUUUGUCAUGACGGCAUACAAGGACACUACUAUCCACAUCUGGGAUGUGAGAGGUGAGGUCUUGCAAACCAUUGAUACACAUCACAUGUCUAACAACUACGCUGCAGUCUCUCCAUGUGGUCGUUUUGUGGCUUCAUGUGGUUUUACUCCAGAUGUGAAAGUCUGGGAAGUCAUCUUCGAUAAGGAAGGCAACUUCUCAGAUGUGAAGCGAGUCAUGGAUCUGAAGGGGCACAGAGCUAGCGUGUAUUACUUCUCAUUCAACAUAGAUUCUACAAGGAUGGCAACUGUCUCCAAGGAUGCAACAUGGAAACUUUGGGACACAAAUGUUGAAUACAACAAGAACCAGGACCCAUACCUUUUGUUAACGGGAAGCUAUGACCAUACAGGACCAAGCAUAUUAGCCUUGUCCCCAGAUGCGUAUACUGUAGCUAUUGCCACAGGUGCUAAGAUAUGGGUCUUUGAUUCAGCCACGGGGAAAGAGGAAGAAAUGUUUGAGGAUGUUCACGCUCAACCUAUCACCAAACUUGGCUUUGAUCCAAGCAAUAAGUACCUGGUAUCCUGCGGUGACCGACAUAUCAGAGUAUUCCAUAAUGUUGUUGGUUAUCGUUCAAACAUUGCCAGUAUGGAAGAGAAGAUCAAGUCAUCAACAAUAAACAAGUCCCAGAAGGAGCGACUACAGAACCAGAUCACGCAGAUGAGGGAUAGCCUAGCUGAGAUCCUAGGGGAGAAACCAAAAGGAUAAAAGAUCCAGUGUUGAGAUUUUGUUAGAAACGGAGCUGCAAUCCGACUGCAGCAAGAGUCUUGUCACAGUGCCCACCCAAUCAACCUGAUACAGGUUGGUUGCCACACCCAGGAAACAACUUUGAUUGGAUAUUUGAAAUUGAUUGGGCCCAUGGUACAAUUGACUGAAGAUGCAUAAGGAUGUCAGGAUUCAGAUGCAAACUCAUUAACUGUGAACAAAAGUCGUUGAACAGUCAUGUAUCUCUUCAGAACUCAGUCCACACAAUGUGACAACAGACUAUUCCCAAGGGUAUUUAUUAUUGGGAAGCAUUUCACUACAAAAUAAGGCAGUCUCUCCCAAAUGCAUCUUAUUUUGACAUGUUGUCAUAUUUUGUUGACAGUAAGUUUUGAGACUUUUAAGAGACUGGAUGUAUAAUCUUGAGUACAUUAGCCCUUGAAGGUUGUUAUAAAAAGUAAUAUAUUUGAAUUUCAGUUAUAUCAAAACCAAUUCAUUUUGGCAAAGAAAGAAGGAAAGCAUCCUGAACUGGAUGGAUUGCAUCUACAGUGCUCUUAUUCACAUGCAGUUACUUUUCUUGAACUUCAAAAUGUAUAAGUCUGUUCAGUACUUCGAAAAAUGGCACUUUUACCUCGUUAAACAUCAAGUUGAAAAGGUCCUCCACUUUUUAACUUUAAUCCCAGCACACUUUCUUGUUGUUCAACUAAGAAUGCUCAGUCAUUCUGAAAUCAUUUUUUGUUUCUUUGUAGUGGUAAUGGUAAUGCGCAUUUGUUUUUUUAAUUAUUUCCAGAGCAACGCAUGUUAAUAUCAAACUCAUGUUUCAAAAAGUUUGAAUAAAGAAAUCACAGAAUCACAGAAACUUGGUGUUAUAAUUA